CAUGCGCCGACCAUUAUUAUUAAUUGCCUCCUUCAACAAGAACCAGUUUGCAAAGUUGCGAGGGCUCUCACAUUGUGACUUGCGAGUUCUUUUUGGUACCAGACAAGACAUUUUCCCCCAGUAUCUCUGAACGCAAUCAGGAACUACGCUGGAGAUAUCAGUCACUGUUGCGGGCAGCGGCGCCCACUGAUUUGACGCCAUGAGCGCCAUUCUUUCUGCGGAUGAUCUCAACGACUUCAUCUCGCCCGGCGUCGCUUGCAUAAAACCCGUCGAGACUCUUCCUGCGCAGGCGGACUCCAAUCCUUACGAAGUCACUACCGAAGACAAAGUACAGGCUCCGAAUCCGGCACCCGCCUCUAUUUCCUUGACCGAUUGUCUCGCAUGCUCUGGCUGCGUUACCUCCGCAGAAGCAGUCCUCGUCUCAUUACAGUCACACACAGAAGUCCUGAAUACUCUAGACACAUAUCCUCCUCUUGAUGUCCGGUACCUCUCCGAGAGCCGAAACGGCUUGAUGAACGGCAAUACCCCUCCUCCCAAUGAUGCCAAACUAUUUGUCGCCAGCGUGAGUCCUCAGGUGCGAGCGAGUCUGGCUGCUACCUACGGUAUCUCAGAAAACCAAUCAGGGUUCCUGGUCGAACAAUUUCUCAGUGGAUCACAGGGUCUACGGAUAGGCGGGCAGUACAGAAGUGGCUUCUCAUACGUUGUUGACACCAACCAACUACGGCAGGCUUGUCUUGUGCUCGGAGCGGAAGAGGUGGCAGAUGCGAUCGAGACCAAGUCGAAGCCGAAGCCAGUCUUGACGUCUGCUUGUCCCGGUUGGAUCUGCUAUGCUGAGAAGACACAUCCUUAUGUCUUGCCUCAUUUGUCGAACCUGAAGUCACCACAGGCUCUGUCAGGAACGCUACUCAAGUCGGUCCUCAGCAAAACACUCGGUAUUCCGCCGUCGCAGAUAUGGCACUUGGCGGUCAUGCCAUGCUUCGACAAGAAACUAGAAGCGAGUAGGGAGGAAUUGACGCAUAAGUGGUGGCAGUCCUCUUCUUCGACCGAGACGCCUGUCCGGGACGUUGACUGUGUGAUCACGUCCAGAGAACUCCUGUCGCUUGCCGAAGCCCGUGGUGUGCAGUUUGCUCAGCUUCCCCUUCAGCCACUAUCACCCUCGGAAAGAACUCCAUUCCCUGGCAACAGACUUUCCAACUUUCUGUUUCCGAAACCACGGCGGCGGACCGAGCAGUCCGUCACAGCAGGUUCCUCUGGUGGCUAUUUGUACCACAUCAUCAUGACUGAGCAAGCACGGAAUCCGGGCAGCACCAUUUCCGUACAACGUGGUCGCAAUGCCGAUGUUACGGAGUAUACGCUGGUAUCUACGUCAGGGCAACCGCUGAUGAAAUGCGCACGGUACUAUGGUUUCAGGAAUAUUCAAAAUCUAGUUCGCAAGCUCAAGCCAGCUAGACAGUCGAAACUCCCUGGAGCUGCCAGACGUAUGGCAGCAAGUGCUAGUGGCGGAAGUGACUACGCGUACGUUGAAGUUAUGGCAUGUCCUGGUGGGUGCACAAACGGAGGCGGUCAGAUCAAGAUCGACGACGUUGCAUCCAUUCUACCUCAAACGCGAGGCGAGGAAGUAGUCAAUACAAGCCCGCAGAGCCAGAAGGAGUGGCUCAAAAGGGUUGAUGAGGCCUACUACUCUGCCGACUCUGAAUCUGAGAACGAAUCCGACGGCGACGUCCACAUGGCCAAUGGCACCGGUGUUGAGAAUGGCCACCUCACCAACGGGCACCGGCAGUUCAUCAAUGGUAUCAACACAACAGAGGUCCAGGACUUUUUACACUACUGGUCCAGCCUGGUUGCCAUACCCCUAGAGAAAUUGGCGUAUACGACAUUUAGAGAGGUCGAGAGCGAUGUCGGAAAGAACAAAGCUUCCAAAACCCUCGAUGACACAGCCAUGAUCGCGCAGAUUGCUGGAAUGAGUGGAGGGGGCUGGUAGUUUUAUGAGUUGGUUGCAUUCCAAGGUAUGGCGUUGGGGUAAGGCUCGUAUAUUGUGCAUAUAUCAGGGUCAUGCGAUUACGCAUUUGAACAUCUGGGGAGCAUUGGGUUACAACAUCGAGGUCAACUAGGCUUCUCAGGACAGGUUAUGGACAUUCACUUUUCACGGACGAACGAUGAUGAUUGGGUUCUAGAAGUAUGAUUUGAGAUACAUAGAAAAUGAUGUGUACGAGAGACAUUUGAC
This is a messenger RNA of Exophiala oligosperma, 2224 nucleotides long. RefSeq lists its product as uncharacterized. The transcript has a single exon. Gene Ontology annotation, molecular function: 4 iron, 4 sulfur cluster binding. Gene Ontology annotation, biological process: iron-sulfur cluster assembly. The record is from RefSeq and is a predicted model, not a curated record. Gene Ontology annotation, cellular component: cytosolic [4Fe-4S] assembly targeting complex. Lineage: Eukaryota; Fungi; Ascomycota; Eurotiomycetes; Chaetothyriales; Herpotrichiellaceae. Bases 200 to 1981 code for a protein of 593 amino acids.